Messenger RNA from Capsicum annuum, 2344 nucleotides. Its product is annotated as protein NCA1. The record is from RefSeq and is a predicted model, not a curated record. Bases 760 to 2031 code for a protein of 423 amino acids. The transcript is spliced from 8 exons. Gene Ontology annotation, molecular function: protein binding; ubiquitin protein ligase activity. Gene Ontology annotation, biological process: protein ubiquitination. NCBI's taxonomy places the organism in Eukaryota, Viridiplantae, Streptophyta, Magnoliopsida, Solanales, Solanaceae.
AUCUUUCUUCAAUUUUGUUUCAACUUUACUGCCUAUGGUACCUAAUGUCCAGACUAUUUUUGUUGCAGGAUGUUUCGUUUUACGGGUAGAAAUUGAAGAAAAGAGUAGAUCUUGCGACAGAGUUGGUUGUAUAUUAGUAGGUAAAUUAGUAGUUGGGAGAUUUUGAUAGUUUUUAAAAGUUGAGGAUUAAGAUUUUUCAAAACUCUAAAAAAGUCUUCCAAAAAAUAUGAUCAAACGCAACUCCAAUUCCAACUUCAAAUUAUUUUAGUUUUUAUGUCCAAACGCCUACUAAAAACACUUGAUCCGAAGCCAAUCCAAACAGACUCUCGAAUUAUAACCUUAUUGUUAUUGUAUAUGAAGUCGCCUUUGUGAUGGAUUCUCCCUCAGUAUAAGAUUGUCUAAUGCUAUUUAAAUUUAAUCAAACUCUCAUAAAAAUUGAUACAAAUCUGAGUUGUGAUUCUCUGGAUUAUCCAUUAUAUUAAAUAAAAAAAGGAAUUGGAUAUAUAACCUAUAUUUUUUUUAAACAAUACCUAAAAUCCAAAUAAUAAUUGAAUUCCAAGAAUAAAAAAGGGGGAAAAAAUAUAGAAAACCAUUUAGCUUAUCGUUGAUCAGAAAUUGGCGCAUACUGUUUCUCUGUAUUUCUGUUUGUUAUAUCCCAAUUGAAAUCAAAUCACCCAUUAUUUUUGGGGCACAAAAAUCAAAGUGGAAAAUUCUCAAACUGCUCCGACCAUCGAAACUCCUCCAGGGAAUUUAUCAACUAUGAUCCCGGUCUGCCCUUUUGCUGGAGCUUCCAGACCCGAUGAUGCAACUAAUAAACAACAGGAGAGCAAGCUUAAACAAGAGUCUGGAGAAACUGCAACUGUGUCCCCUAAGUGCCCCUUUGGAUAUGGUUCAGCUCUUAAGAAGCCCAGUGACGACCAAAAUAAACAACAGGAUGGCCAGGAGAGCAAGCCUAAACAAGAGUCUGGAGAAUCUGCAACUGUGUCACCUAAGUGUCCCUUUGGAUAUGAUAAGAAGCCUGGUGACAACCAAAAUAAACAACGAGAUGGCCAGGAGAGCAAGCCGAAACAAGAGUCUGAAGAAUCUGCAACUGUGGCACCUAAGUGCCCCUUUGGCUAUGAUUCUCAAGCAUUUAAACUGGGUCCUUUUAGCUGCAUGAUAUGUCAGGCACUUCUUUAUGAUAGCAGCAGAUGUGUGCCUUGUUCACAUGUAUUCUGCAAGGCGUGUCUCUCCCGUUUUAAGGACUGUCCAUUAUGUGGUGCCGAUAUUGAAAAGAUUGAGGCUGACAUGAAUCUUCAGAAUGUUGUUGAUCGCUUUAUUGAAGGGCAUGCAAGGAUUAAGAGGUCUCAAGCUAAUAAUGAGGAAGAAGAUAUUGGGGAGAAGAAAACUGUUAUAUACGAGGACGCGUCUUUGGAACGGGGAGCUUUCCUGGUUCAACAAGCCAUGCGGGCUUUUCGUGCCAAUAAUAUUGAUAGUGCAAAAUCAAGAUUUACUAUGUGUGCGGAUGACAUCCGAGAACAGCUCCAGAGAAUGGGGAAUACAUCGGAGUUGUGCUCACAGCUUGGAGCAGUUCUUGGUAUGCUUGGUGACUGCAGUCGAGCUGCAGGAGAUGCUGUAUCUGCAGUCAAUUACUUUGAAGAGAGUGUCAAUUUCCUUUUGAAAGUGCCCAAAGACGAUCUAGAGAUCACACAUACACUUUCUGUUUCACUGAACAAAAUUGGAGAUCUUAAAUACUAUGAUGGUGAUUUGCAAGCUGCAAGAUCACGUUAUUUUCAGGCGUUGGAUGUUCGCCGCAAUGCCAUCAAGCAACAGUCUGUGCCAUCUCAGAUAGUUGAUGUGGCCAUUUCCUUAGCCAAAGUUGCUGAUAUUGAUCGUAAUCUCGGGGAUGAGGAUGCUGCAGUUGAAGGAUUUCAAGAAGGCAUAAAGUUACUGCAAUCUCUUAAGCUAAAUCCUGAAGAAGUUAGCCUUGAACAACGGCGGUUAUCAGUGCUUGAGUUCCUCAACAGUCAAGUUGAAAAGAAACAAACUUGAUUCAGCUGCCAGAGUGGAGUCUUUUCUGAACAGAGUUAAGAACAAAUAAGAACAAUGUGUGUUGUCGUAUAGUUUGGUGUAAACACUAAAUGCUCGGUUCAGAGGCAACCCAGCGGUACAAAUGCAGUAGAAUAAGUGAUAGAUUUUCUAAGUAAUAUGCCUGUGGCAGGUCAAUAUAGUCCUAUGUUCCAAAAUUUCAGCAUCCUGUGCUGCUGUGCAUGUACCACUUAAUAGUACUUGAAGAAUCUCUAGAAUUUCAACAUCCUUAUAACAAGUUGACAAUAUUAUUGAAGUUACUGGAGGUUUCUGAUAA